UUAGAUAACAGGUGCAUCUAUAAUAAAGGUGCGUUCAUGCCAUAUCGUAAUAACCGUGAUUACGAGAUACCAACUUGUAAAAAGUGUUCACAUCCUCAUCGACCUCGUAAUUAUAACUUGUAAACUGGGAAUUUUGUGAGAGCUACAACUUGUACCACCUGACCACCUCAGAUUUAUUAGGUGCUGUGUUUAGACAUUGAUAGUGUGAUAGUUCUGAGUCCAAGGGUGUCAACAUCUCCAAGUUAAAACGUCACAUGUUGUCAUCUCAAAAUUACAGUAAUUAUGACAUGGCAUGAAUGCAGCAUAAGCUCAAUAACAGACUGUUAUUAUAGAGAAAUAGGUGAACCUCAAAGGUCUUUCUUAGCCUCAAGAUCAAAUUAAUACUGCAGCCCUAUUAUAUCUAUAAAAACCCAAACUGGGUCAUGAAUCUUUUCUUAGGUGCAUAGAUAAUAGCUUUCAUACCACAUAUUUACAUAGAUUCAUGCAGAUGUGUAUUUAAUAUUCAGUGGGUAUAGAAAAUAAUCACCCCCUUUAAAUAAUCACAUUUUGUUGCUUUGCAGCCUGAAAUGAAGAAGGACACAUUGAAUUAAACAUGAAAGUAUGAAGACUGAGAUAGUAUUGAGUGCACUCAAAUAAUCUGUUUUAUUUAUUUACAGUGAACAUCUUUGCUCUGAGAUGACAGAAGAAGAAUCGGUCAUGCUAGAAGUGCACUUUUGAGUUUUUUUCCCCACAUAAUUUAAAACAUUACAACAACAUUAGUUAAUGUUUCAGUAUAGCUAUUAUUUCACAAGAACAUGAAUGCAUUUAAUUAAAACAUUGGUGUCUUGAGACGUGUAGAUCUAUUUCACAGUAAAAUAGACUUUUCACAGUCGCACAGCUAUUUUUAUUAAAGAAGGUAACUAAAUACUGACUCUAGCAACACAUGAUGACACAUGCUAUUUUCUAUACCAUUACCUAACCAGUAUAGAUUCGUUCAUGAAAAGCCAAUGUGCUCUGAUUGCAAAGUGUAACUUGAUAUCAGUAGUGCUACAAUCAUUGAUUGAAAAUGUAUGUCAGUUACAUCCAGUCGGUCUCUUCAGUCACAUAGAACGAUUAUUUUAUUAGAUGUUAUUUAUUUUGUUGAACUGGAUCAGACUUCUAUUUUUAAACAAGUCCCUACAGCUAGACUCUAAGAAUAGUGGCGUCUGGUCCUUUUUCUGUCAUUGGUCACUGCACAGUGGUCACACCAUUGAGAGACAGAACCAAACAUUUUGUUUGAAGGACAAGAAAUAAUGUAGACAGUUUAAGAAACCAGCUGUACAGUGUUUGUUUACUCAAACCAACUAGUAAUGUGAGCAUUUAAAAUUGAUUGAGAGAAAAUUGUUGUUCAGCAGCUAUGCGUCUGGUAGUUUUACAGUUCCUGGCUGGAUUUUUUGGAGCUCUAAGCUCAAUAUUCCUCCUGGGAUCUCUUGGGUCUGAUUACUGGCUUAUGGCAUCUGAAACUUGUGGAGAUGCUGCUCUUUUCAAAUUAUGGAGAGUCACCAAGGAUAUUUCUCAAGCACAACCAGACAGUAGUAAUCAGGCUGAAAACACCCUUCUGUUCUACCAUGAGGGCCUUUUUUGGAGAUGUUCCUACCAUAAGGGUUCAGAUGGAGAGCAGUACAGCAUACUGGCUUUUUUGAUCAUCAAUCAACCUUCCCAGAAGGUUUGCGAGCCAGCCUACUUGUCCCAUGCUCCGGUUUCUGGACUUCCCAAUAGUGUUCUAACCUUAGACUCUGCCACAGUGCAAAGGGCCUUUUGGUGUGCUAUAUUUGUGCUGGGUGUCAUCUUGGUGUUGAUUGGUGGGUUUGUCACAAUCUGUGCAACCCCAGGGACAAGACAUCGCCUUUAUGAGACUGGAGGUGCUCUCUUUAUAACUGGGGGUAUCUUACUCAUGUCUGUAGUGCUGUUGUUUGCUGUGUGGGUGCAGGUCUCAGACUCUUUAGAGCGAUACGGCCUCCAGCGCAGACGCUUAGUGUGCCCCAAUCUGCAGCUCAGUGUGCACUAUGGUCUGUCUUUUAUGCUGGCUGCUACUGGUGCCUUCCUCUGCCUGCUCACUGGCCUACUUCUCAUGCUCAUUCCAUCAGUCAGCAGAGCAUCAGCCAGGGACACAGAAAAUCAGCCAUUCUCACUGCGAGAGGAAUGUGUGUAGUAUUAUGUAUAUUCAUGACAAUGAUUCUUUCCUAAUAUUCAAAGUAAUGUUUUCUGUUAUUAUUUGCUCCCCCUUUUUCUGCAUGUAUAUAGUUUUCUGCCCUCCAUAUACCACAAAAAGAGAUUUAUGAGGAUAUUUUACAUAUUUUACAUAUAAGAGAGUAUAAUCAAAAGUUCAAUGAAAUUGUCUUUAAACAAAUAAUUAAAUGUACACAGGGGUGCUAGAGGGUUCAUAGAUUUUUAAUCUAAACAUAAAUGAUAAUUUUAACAUGUUCAGCAUAAUAUGUUGAAUUUGUCUUUAUUAUUAUUUCAAAUAGCUUUUAAAGGUGGACAUUUUUCAGGGUUUUUUUUUUUUUUUUUUUUUUGUAACUGACAGCCACAGCUUUGAAAAGCUCCUUGUUACCAUUCACUUUCAUUGUAUGGAAAUAAGCAACAGACAGGUGAACAUUUUGAUUAAGCACUACAAUUGUAGAAACUACAGAAACAGAAAAAGUGGAGAAACAGUCUAUCCACCAUUGUGUGUGUGUGUGUGUGUGUGUGUGUGUAUGUGUGUGUUUUGUGUGUGUUUUUUGUUUUAUACCGAUUUAUUUUAUUUCAUUAUUUUUUUCUUGGCUCUAGAUUUUAUGUUAUGCUUUUUAACGGGGUCAUAUGAUGCGAUUUCAACUUUUCCUUUCUCUUUGGAGUGUUACAAGAUGUUUGUGAAUAGAUAAGAUCCCUAAAGUUGCAAAGACUAAAGUCU
Molecule: messenger RNA, 2908 nt
Organism: Cyprinus carpio (common carp)
Lineage: Eukaryota; Metazoa; Chordata; Actinopteri; Cypriniformes; Cyprinidae
Product: transmembrane protein 182-like
Cellular component (GO): membrane
Source: RefSeq, a predicted model, not a curated record